CUCCCGCCACGUGGGCGCGGAGCGCGGCCGAGCACAGACAUGGACCUGGCGGCAGCGGAGGCCGCAGGGGCCGCACACCAGCAGCUGCGCGAUGAGGUGGCCGAGAAGUGCCAGAAGCUGUUCCAGGACUUCCUGGAGGAAUUCCAGAACAGUGAUGGAGAAGUCAAGUACUUGCAUGAUGCUGAAGAGCUGAUUCGCCCAGAGAGGAACACGUUGAUUGUAAGCUUUGUGGAUUUGGAACAGUUCAAUCAGCAGCUCUCUACCACUGUCCAGGAGGAGUUCUACAGAGUUUAUCCUUACCUGUGCCGAGCAGUAAAAACGUUUGCCAGAGACCAUGGAAAUGUUCCUCCAAACAAGGACUUUUAUGUUGCGUUCCAGGAUCUGCCUACCAGACACAAAAUUCGGGAGUUGACAUCAGCCAGAAUCGGCUCACUGAUGCGUAUAAGUGGACAGGUGGUUCGUACCCAUCCAGUUCAUCCAGAGCUUGUCAGUGGAACCUUCCUGUGCCUGGACUGUCAGACGGUGAUUAAAGAGGUGGAGCAGCAGUUUAAAUACACGCAGCCAAACAUCUGCAGAAACCCAGUCUGUGCCAACAGAAGGAGAUUCCUGCUGGACACAAACAAAUCAAGAUUUGUUGACUUUCAAAAGGUUCGCAUUCAAGAGACACAGGCCGAGCUGCCUCGGGGAAGCAUUCCUCGCAGUGUUGAAGUGAUCUUGCGUGCUGAAGCAGUAGAGUCUGCUCAGGCUGGUGAUAAGUGCGACUUCACAGGAUCACUAAUUGUGGUGCCUGAUGUGUCUCAGCUCUCCGUUCCAGGUGUGCGUGCAGAGACUGGUUCCCGUGUCAGUGGUAAAGAAGGUUAUGAAACUGAAGGAGUCCGAGGACUUCGUGCCCUUGGAGUCAGAGAGCUGUCGUAUAAGCUAGUCUUCCUAGCAUGUUAUGUUGCUCCCACAAAUCCACGGUUUGGGGGAAAAGAACUUCGAGAUGAGGAACAGACUGCAGAGAGCAUUAAAAACCAAAUGUCUGUAAAGGAAUGGGAAAAGGUGUUUGAAAUGAGCCAAGAUAAAAACCUUUACCACAAUCUCUGUACCAGCCUCUUCCCUACUAUACACGGUAACGAUGAAGUGAAACGAGGAGUUCUGCUCAUGCUUUUUGGAGGAGUCCCUAAGACGACCGCAGAAGGUACUUCAUUGCGUGGAGACAUCAAUGUCUGCAUUGUUGGUGAUCCAAGUACGGCCAAAAGUCAGUUUCUCAAGCACGUGGAAGAGUUUAGUCCCCGUGCUGUAUACACCAGUGGGAAAGCCUCCAGUGCUGCUGGUCUGACAGCUGCUGUAGUGAAAGAUGAGGAGUCUCAUGAGUUUGUCAUUGAAGCAGGAGCACUGAUGUUGGCAGAUAAUGGGGUUUGUUGCAUUGAUGAAUUUGACAAAAUGGAUUUGCGGGAUCAGGUUGCCAUUCAUGAAGCAAUGGAGCAGCAGACUAUAUCUAUAACUAAAGCAGGUGUUAAGGCGACUCUGAAUGCCAGGACCUCCAUUUUGGCUGCAGCAAAUCCAGUUGGUGGACGUUACGACAGAUCGAAGUCUCUGAAACAGAACAUAAACUUAUCAGCUCCCAUCAUGUCCAGAUUUGAUCUUUUCUUCAUUCUUGUGGAUGAAUGUAAUGAGGUUACGGAUUAUGCCAUUGCCAGACGCAUAGUGGAUCUGCAUUCGCGAAUUGAAGAAUCUGUUGAUCGUGUCUAUUCAUUAGAUGACAUCAGAAGGUAUCUGCUUUUUGCAAGACAGUUUAAACCAAAGAUUUCUAAAGAGUCCGAGGACUUCAUAGUUGAGCAGUAUAAACGACUACGUCAGCGUGAUGGCUCUGGUGUCACAAAAUCAUCCUGGAGAAUCACUGUGAGACAACUGGAAAGCAUGAUUCGACUGUCUGAAGCUAUGGCACGAAUGCACUGCUGUGAUGAGGUUCAUCCAAAGCAUGUGAAGGAAGCAUUCCGGUUGUUAAAUAAAUCUAUCAUCAGAGUUGAGACUCCAGAUAUCAAUUUAGACCAAGAUGAUGACCAGCAAAUAGAGGACCAAGAGGACCAUGACGGAAUCAGUGGUGAGGCAGAAGCUCCAGCUGGUGUCAACGGUCUUGUGAAUGGACUCGACGGCCGCUCUGAGGAUACCAGCAAAGAGGCAGCUCCCAAGGCUUCCCUGAAACUUGGGUUCUCUGAAUAUCGCCGCAUCUCUAACCUCCUUGUGCUGCACCUCAGGAAAGCAGAAGAAGAAGAUGAUGAUUCCUCGUUAAAGAAGAGUGAGCUUAUUAAUUGGUACUUACAGGAAAUUGAAUCAGAAAUAGAGUCUGAAGAAGAACUGAUAAAUAAAAAGAAGAUCAUAGAGAGAGUCAUUCACCGACUUACGCACUAUGACCACAUUCUCAUAGAACUCACGCAGUCUGGGCUGAAAGGCUCCAUGGAAGAAGAAAGCUUGGAUGAAGACCCAUUUUUGGUAGUAAACCCCAACUAUCUGAUGGAAGACUAAGGAUUAUGAAUAAAAGCACAGGACUUCAGCUUAUUGGAAAACUCGUUCUUUGUACAUUACUGCAGUACCUGCUGAAUAGCUAACUCAAAGCUGUAUGAGCGCUAUCCUGUGCAAUAGAGAAAUAUUGUCUUGGUAAUAGCUGUCCAUUCGCAGAUGUUGCACAUUCCUGAGAUUUGCCUUUUAUGCAAAUGCUAUAUAUUGUUCCAAUAUUUUAGUGGUCCUUUUCUAAACAAGGCCUGGCAAUACAAACAAAGCCUGUUCACCUGGGAGUUAUUCAGGUGCUUCAGUUUUUAACGGGAGGAAAUUUUGCAUUGUUUGUCUAUAGCAUUUGGUUAGUAGGAUUUUACUGUGUCAAUUUUUAAGUAUUUUUCUUAUUAAAUCAAUAAAAGUUAGCUAAAC
Gavialis gangeticus (Gharial) is the source of this 2907-nucleotide messenger RNA. It is a transcript of the gene MCM6, whose product is annotated as minichromosome maintenance complex component 6. The coding region runs from base 40 to 2508 and encodes 822 amino acids. NCBI's taxonomy places the organism in Eukaryota, Metazoa, Chordata, Crocodylia, Gavialidae. Gene Ontology annotation, molecular function: single-stranded 3'-5' DNA helicase activity; single-stranded DNA binding; ATP binding. The transcript is spliced from 17 exons. The record is from RefSeq and is a predicted model, not a curated record. Gene Ontology annotation, biological process: DNA replication initiation; mitotic DNA replication; double-strand break repair via break-induced replication. Gene Ontology annotation, cellular component: nucleus; MCM complex.